UCCGCCCAGUGGGAUUAGUGUCUCUCUCCGUAGCCACCUAAAUAAGUACAUUCUUGGACUGAUUUCUCACACAGCUUCUUCACUCUGAUACAAUGGCUGAAGCACAAAUCCCACUGACUUAUCCGGUUAACACGGAGCAAGUGGUUCAAGUGUAUACCACUACCACUUCCAAAACAGCUCAAUGGAAUUCUAAGGUCAUGGACUGUUGUGAUGAUGUAGGCAUCUGCUUAUGUGGAGCAUUUGUGCCCUGCAUUCUGGCUUGUAAAGUGGCCUCAGACUACGGAGAGUGCUGCUGCCUGCCAUUGAUAGGGGGUGCUUUGCUUGCCAUGCGCACGGGCCUCAGAGAACGAUACCACAUCCAGGGAACAAUCUGCAAUGACUGUGUGUGUCUUACUUUCUGUGGUCCCUGCACCCUUUGCCAGAUGGCGCGUGAGCUGAAGCACAGGAAUUGAAGACACCACCGGCUGGACUGCACUAAGAAGAGAAACCAAAGACAUUAUAGAGAUAAGAUGAAACUCUGCCAAAAUCUUUGUAACUUUCUACACACAAGGGGUCAUUCCGAGUUGAUCGCUCGCUGCCGUUUUUCGCAGCGCAGCGAAUAGGUUACUACUGCGCAUGCGUAUGCAGCGCAAUGCAUCCCAUGUCUCCGAGAUCCCCGGAGGGAUGAAACUGGGGUCCGGGCCGUGAAGCCACGCCCCCAUUUGUGAAGCCAUGCCCCUUAUCCACGAGGUCACACGCCCCAUUUUGCUGGUGUGCGGACCUCCCGCACCGGGUGCCACUUCUACCAGUGACGCCUCUGGCAAUGGGUGCAUUAUAAACUGCCGCAAAACAAAAGGUUAACAAGACACUGCCCAUGUGUAUGAAGAAUAAAUAAUGUGAAUACUUUAUACCUC
Pseudophryne corroboree (corroboree frog) is the source of this 893-nucleotide messenger RNA. RefSeq names its product cornifelin homolog. Lineage: Eukaryota; Metazoa; Chordata; Amphibia; Anura; Myobatrachidae. The record is from RefSeq and is a predicted model, not a curated record. The transcript is spliced from 4 exons. Bases 93 to 452 code for a protein of 119 amino acids.